Molecule: messenger RNA, 4538 nt
Organism: Carcharodon carcharias (great white shark)
Lineage: Eukaryota; Metazoa; Chordata; Chondrichthyes; Lamniformes; Lamnidae
Product: Schwann cell myelin protein-like
Exons: 16
Coding region: 210-3671 (1153 amino acids)
Source: RefSeq, a predicted model, not a curated record
AAAAAGUGUGUUAACACUGACCCUCCUCCCAGAGCCAUUUUACCUCUUGUCCGAUGCAGUCAGGAAAGGAAGAUCAUCUCUCCUCCGAUCCUGGUAAACUGAACAUUUCCAGAAUUAGAUCAGCUCCCUGAAGUGUCUCCAGUUAGUCAUUCAUCUAACAGGAUUGACUCUACAACCCUGGGGACUCAUUCUCCUAUGAGGAACUGAAGAUGGGAGAGGUCGGUCUGAUACUGAUCUUCAUCAGCUUGCUGCAAGGAGUGACGUCAGAGGGAUGGUCUAUGAAGGCGCUGCCUCGGAGGGCCAUCAGCAGCUCUUGUGUGGUUAUUCCGUGUAGCUUUGACUUUCCUUCCCACUCUUACACAGCACUGCACGGAGCUUGGUUUAAAUAUUGGUAUAGAUGGAAAUAUACCAUCACAUACACCAAAGAUCCCAAUUAUGGGAUGGCCACAUUCGUGGGACGUGCUAAAAUAAUCGGCGACUUGGAAGGGAAGAAUUGUUCGGUGAGGAUUGACAGUCUCAGAGCUGAAGACAGUGAUGUGUAUUACUUUUACGUGGAUGCGGAGGGCUACACAGAUCACACUUUUACAGAACCAGUCCAACUCCAGGUUCUUGAUGUUCCAGAUAAGCCAGUUAUUGUGCUCCUGAAGGAUUUACAGGAGGGGACUCCUGCACAUAUCAUCUGUAAAUGCCUCUACACCUGCCCUGAUAACCACCCCAAUCUAACCUGGAGUGAAUUGCUGACUUCCUCGGUCAGCAACAUCACAGAGAACGGUGACGAGGUUUCUGCGGUACUGACCUUUAACCCUUCGUUCAAGCAUCACGGACGAACUCUCCGCUGUACGUGUGACUACCCUCAAACCAGCCAUCGCAUGGUCAACUCAGUUAAUCUGAGCGUAAAGUAUUCUCCUCGCAAGACAUCUGUCAGGAUGACACUAGAAAAAGGAAAGAUGAUUUCUCUAAGUUGUUCCAGUGAUGGGAAUCCAGCAGUCCACAAUUUCACCUGGUUUAAGAUCUCCCAAGGCAAGGUGACGAAUCUGGAGCUUGCUGGUCAAACUAUUACAGUUCCUUAUGGAUUUGAUGAGGAAAUCUCCUACUACUGUGAAGCAACAAGUAUCCUGGGCAGUUCCCAGUCUCUGCCCAUUAGAAUUCCCACUGAAUAUUCUCCUCAUAACACAUCUGUCAGGAUGACACUGGAAAAAGGAAAGAUGAUUUCUCUAAGUUGUUCCAGUGACGGGAAUCCAGCAGUCCACAAUUUCACCUGGUUUAAGACCUCCCGAGGCAAGGUGACAAAUCUGGCGCUCGCUGGUCAAACUAUUACAGUUCCUUAUGGAUUUGAUGAGGAAAUCUCCUACUACUGUGAAGCAACAAGUAUCCUGGGCAGUUCCCAGUCUCUGCCCAUAAGAAUUCCCACUAAAUAUUCUGCUCAAAACACAUCUGUCAGAAUGACACUGGCGAAAGAAAAGACGAUAUCUCUAAGUUGUUCCAGUGACGGGAAUCCAGCAGUCCACAAUUUCACCUGGUUUAAGAUCUCCCAUGGAAAGGUGACGGAUCUGGCGCUCGCUGGUCAAACUAUUACGGUUCCUUAUGGAUUUGAAGAGGAAAUCUCCUACUACUGUGAAGCGACAAGUAUCCUAGGCAGUUCCCAAUCUCUGCCCAUUAGAAUUCCCACAGAAUAUUCUCCUCGCAAUACAUCUAUCAGGAUGACACUGGAAAAAGGAAAGAUGAUUUCUCUAAGUUGUUCCAGUGACGGAAAUCCCGCAGUCCACAAUUUCACCUGGUUUAAGAUCUCCCAAGGCAAGGUGACGAAUCUGGCACUCGCUGGUCAAUCUAUUACAGUUCCUUAUGGAUUUGAUGAAGAAAUCUCCUACUACUGUGAAGCAACAAGUAUCCUGGGCAGUUCCCAAUCUCUGCCCAUUAGAAUUCACACUGAAUAUUCUCCUCACAAUACGUCUGUCAGGCUGACACUGGAAAAAGGAAAGAUGAUUUCUCUAAGUUGUUUCAGUGACGGGGAUCCAGCAGUCCACAAUUUCACCUGGUUUAAGAUCACCCAAGGAAAGAUGAUGAAUCUGGCGCUCGCUGGUCAAACUAUUACAGUUCCUUAUGGAUUCGAUGAGGAAAUCUCCUACUACUGUGAAGCAACAAGUAUUCUGGGCAGUUCCCAGUCUCUGCCCAUUAGAAUUCCCACUGAAUAUUCUCCUCACAACACGUCUGUCAGGAUGACACUGGAAAAAGGAAAGAUGAUUUCUCUAAGUUGUUUCAGUGAUGGGAAUCCAGAAGUCCAUAAUUUCACCUGGUUUAAGAUCUCCCAAGGCAAGGUGACAAAUCUGGCGCUCGCUGGUCAAACUAUUACGGUUCCUGAUGGAUUUGAAGAGGAAAACUCCUACUACUGUGAAGCAACAAGUAUCCUGGGCAGUUCCCAGUCUCUGCCCAUUAGAAUUCCCACUGAAUAUUCUCCUCACAACAUGUCUGUCAGGAUGACACUGGAGAAAGGAAAGAUGAUUUCUCUAAGUUGUUCCAGUGACGGGAAUCCAGCAGUCCACAAUUUCACCUGGUUUAAGAUCUCCCAAGGCAAGGUGACGAAUCUGGCGCUCGCUGUUCAAACUAUUACGGUUCCUUAUGGAUUUGAAGAGGAAAUCUCCUACUACUGUGAAGCAACAAGUAUCCUGGGCAGUUCCCAGUCUCUGCCGAUUAGAAUUCCCACUGAAUAUUCUCCUCGCAAUACAUCUAUCAGGAUGACACUAGAAAAAGGAAAGAUGAUUUCUCUAAGUUGUUCCAGUGACGGGAAUCCAACAGUCCACAAUUUCACCUGGUUUAAGAUCUCCCAAGGCAAGGUGACGAAUCUGGCACUCGCUGGUCAAACUAUUACAGUUCCUUAUGGAUUUGAUGAGGAAAUCUCCUACUACUGUGAAGCAACAAGUAUCCUGGGCAGUUCCCAAUCUCUGCCCAUUAGAAUUCACACUGAAUAUUCUCCUCACAACACGUCUGUCAGGAUGACACUGGAAAAAGGAAAGGUGAUUUCUCUAAGUUGUUCCAGUGACGGGAAUCCAGCAGUCCACAAUUUCACCUGGUUUAAGAUCUCCCAAGGCAAGGUGACGAAUCUGGCGCUCGCUGGUCAAACUAUUACAGUUCCUUAUGGAUUCGAUGAGGAAAUUUCCUACUACUGUGAAGCAACAAGUAUCCUGGGCAGUUCCCAGUCUCUGCCCAUUAGAAUUCCCACUGAAUAUGGUGCGGUCAUACUGCCAGAGUCCAGGUGUACACAGUAUCUGACCAACCUCACCUGCCUCUGUCUGGUCCGUGCAAACUCCUCAGUCCACAUCACGUGGGCUCUGCCGGGAAGGACGGUCAGACAGACAGGAUCGGACGGGAUCUACAAGACGGUGUCGGCCAGGGUCGGUCCCUUGGUAACCAACACGCUGACCAUCAGUGGGAGCAACAUGGCCUUUCAGACGGUGAACUGCUCUGUGGUGAAUGAUCGAGGGGACAGAUACUUACAGAGGCGAUUGGAAAUCCAGGCUGUGGGGGAACAAGCUGGAACAAGGUCUGGCCUGAUGUGGAAAAUUGGAUUAGGUUCUGUGGGAGGGGCUGUCCUGCUCAUCACCACGACAAUCGCGAUUUACCUCAUUACAAAGACAUACAGGAGAACGGACAAAAGAAAGAUGAGGAGGAUCUGAAAAUGAAAUCUAACCGCGGAAUCAAUCCUGAUACAGAUGAUGAUCUUUACACAAACUGUGAUUUUGCCGAGGAUUCUGUUUAUGUGAAUGUAUAAACUGAGCAAGAAUGAGACACACACAGUGUGGGGAGAAUACAGAAUGGGAGAAUCAUUCAAAACUCCAAUUUACCUUCCUAAUAUCCACAGGAACUCACUCCCAGGAAAUAGAUUUAAACCUCUUGUUACAAUCUGAUGGAAUUUCUUCGGAAUGAUCUAUCCAGGAUGAUUGUCUGUGGGUUUCAAUUCGAAAAUCCUCCUUCAGAAUUGUCCCUCACUGUUGGAAACAUCCUUCUCUCCAUUCUGAUUGUAAAUGUCUUUAGAUAUCUUUCGAUGAUGUACCAGGACAGAACGGACAAAUUCAAUCCCGUGUCCGUGAUUAAGAGUUAAUUUUCAUUCUGUUAUUCACCUUCCUGUCUGUCAGUGUUUACAGAAUAUUCAUCAGCCAGUGUAGAUUUCAGGAAAUGCACGAUUAGUGGAUAAUUGGAGCAGAGAAGAUAGGAAUAAUUUACUCAGCAUUUUACAGUCAAACUUAUUUUCAGAUAUUUGGAUUUUAUAUUUCAUUAUUAAAUAGCGAAACUAACAACAAUCUGGGAAACAGGGAAACAGAGUUGCUUGUAGAAUUGGGAAAUUCUCUCCAACACAAAGGAAAACCGAGGACCUAGAGUGCCACCACUGGUGGGAGGACAUCAGUACAGCGUGACGUGUUUACAUUGUAAUUGUGGACAGAGGAAAUUAUGAUGUACGUUUUUCAAUACAUCAUAGAUGGAUGAAACACAAUGUGAUUACAGAACAAGCUAAAGCUACAAUAAACAACCAUUUUAGUCUCUCA